AUGGGCUGCCUUUGUGCCAAAAACCACGCUGUUGGAACAAUUGAAGAAGAGAUCAAAUCACUAAAGCUAAAAAAUGCUGCAUAUGAAGCUACUCUUGCUCACAGCUCCACAGGAGUCCCAACAGCAAUUAAUCUAUCUGGAGGUUAUAGUGACAUGGUAGACGAAGAGCAAAUUCGUACACAAAAGACUUUGAAAAGCCUCCUUCACUAUAUCGGUAUUGAAGAUAUUUCACCUGAAGAAAUCGUUAAAAAGGUGCAAGAAUUCAGAGACUCCACUAAUAAAAGUUCCCAAUACUUAUGGGUCCGCUUAGAAGAAUCUGAGCUUGAGAAAAAAAUUUGUGAGCAGCUUAUCCAUGUAGUCAGUAUUCUAAAACAAAUUGACAGUAAAAAGGCCCAGCAUAUAAAAUCCAAAACUCAAAGCGUUGAAAAUUUAAUUCAAGAACAAUAUCCCUACCUAAUGCCUAUGAUAAACAUUGUCAAAGAAAAAGAAAUGGUGCAUAGCUCUAGCAGAGGAGGGACUAUUGAACAGAUUUUAAUGAGGCUUCAUAGUAGAUCUGAGCUUGAUAAAGAACUUGAAUUGGUUCAAACCAAGCUUGAAAAUGAGCAAUAUGCCCAACUCCUUAACGCAAAAGAUGAACAGCUGAAACAAAUCCAACAGAAAAUCAAGCAGCUGAGAAAUGAAAAAAAUGAUAUUGAAAGGUCAUGGGAACUUGUCAAAAUGAAUAUCAAAACUGAUCCUGAAGAGCUGAGAGCUGUUCAAUUGGAUCUUGAAGAUAAAGAAAAGGAAUUCAUUGAAAUAAAGAAAAAGCUUGAAGAAAUUGAGGCUCAAAAACAUGAGAUCGCUGCUUCUAAACAGUCUAUUCUUGAAAUUCAAAAUAAAAUUAAAGAUCAAGAGGACUUAAUAAAGCAAGAAAAUGAGUAUAUAAAGCAGCUGAAUAAGCACAAUGAAGAUUUGUCAGAAAAAAUAAAAGAAAUCCCAAACUUAGAAAAACAAAUUGCAAAACUAAUAGAAUCCAAUAAAGAAAAAGAAUCAGAAGCCAUAAGACUUGAAGAGCUGCAUGGUGACAACGCUAAAGCUAUCAGAGAAGCUGUUGAAAAAAUGAACGAAGAAAUCCAGCUUAAAGAAGCCCGCAUGGCAGAAAUAUCAGUCCAAACUGAAAAAGUCAACGAGGACAUAAAAUCCCUCCAAGCAAAAAGAAUCGCUGACAUCAAAAAACAAGUCGCAAUCAGAGUCUCCUACGCAUUAAAAAAAGUGCCUGAGCGCAGCAUGCAAAGGUGGAAGUGGAUGGUUUUUAAUCGCAAAAAUCGUUCGAAAAGAAGUCAAGGCUUCGCAGAAGAGUUAGAGAAUUAA
Molecule: messenger RNA, 1350 nt
Organism: Blepharisma stoltei
Lineage: Eukaryota; Ciliophora; Heterotrichea; Heterotrichida; Blepharismidae
Source: the annotation of a GenBank genome assembly